Messenger RNA from Hippopotamus amphibius kiboko, 2044 nucleotides. RefSeq names its product 5'-nucleotidase, cytosolic II (gene NT5C2). The record is from RefSeq and is a predicted model, not a curated record. The coding region runs from base 290 to 1996 and encodes 568 amino acids. The transcript is spliced from 20 exons. Gene Ontology annotation, molecular function: 5'-nucleotidase activity. Lineage: Eukaryota; Metazoa; Chordata; Mammalia; Artiodactyla; Hippopotamidae. Gene Ontology annotation, biological process: IMP metabolic process; adenosine metabolic process.
CGAGGACAGGCGCGAGCCGUCUCCGAACACCUUGCGGUAGGAGGAGGCGGCGCACAGGUAGUGCUCCGAGCCGAAGCUCAUGGUGCCGGGACCAGGGCCGGGAGAGCGGCUGCGGCGGGAGCUGGCGAGCAGCGGAGAGGAAUCCAUCUAUCCUGAAACUGUGAAGUUCUUCAAGACCACUGAUCUGGCAUGGGGCUUAUAACGACCUACCUUCGUGUUCUACACAAGUGUCUCAUUUCCUAAACAGAUGUUCAGCAGCUCUGGGAACUGAGCAUACAAUUAAAAUAAAAUGACCACCUCCUGGAGUGAUCGGUUACAAAAUGCAGCAGAUAUGCCUGCUAACAUGGAUAAACAUGCCCUGAAAAAGUAUCGACGGGAAGCCUACCAUCGGGUGUUUGUGAACCGGAGUUUAGCCAUGGAAAAAAUUAAGUGUUUUGGUUUUGAUAUGGAUUAUACGCUCGCUGUGUACAAGUCCCCGGAGUAUGAGUCCCUUGGCUUUGAGCUUACCGUGGAGAGAUUAGUUUCUAUUGGCUAUCCUCAGGAGCUGCUCAGCUUUGCAUAUGAUUCUACAUUCCCUACCAGGGGACUUGUCUUUGAUACACUAUAUGGAAAUCUUUUGAAAGUUGAUGCCUAUGGAAACCUCUUGGUCUGUGCACAUGGAUUUAACUUCAUAAGGGGUUCUCAGGUAGCUGCUCAGAAGAGACCAGAAACUAGAGAGCAGUAUCCAAAUAAAUUUAUUCAACGAGAUGACACUGAAAGAUUUUACAUUCUGAACACACUAUUCAACCUACCAGAGACCUACCUGUUGGCCUGCCUAGUAGAUUUUUUUACUAAUUGUCCCAGAUAUACCAGCUGUGAAACAGGAUUUAAAGAUGGGGACCUCUUCAUGUCUUACCGGAGUAUGUUCCAGGAUGUAAGAGAUGCAGUUGACUGGGUUCAUUACAAGGGUUCCCUUAAAGAAAAGACAGUUGAAAAUCUUGAAAAGUAUGUAGUCAAAGAUGGAAAACUGCCUUUGCUUCUGAGCCGGAUGAAGGAAGUAGGGAAAGUAUUUCUUGCCACCAACAGUGACUAUAAGUAUACAGAUAAAAUUAUGACUUACCUGUUUGAUUUCCCACAUGGCCCCAAGCCUGGGAGCUCCCACCGACCAUGGCAGUCCUACUUUGACCUGAUCUUGGUGGACGCACGGAAACCACUCUUUUUUGGAGAAGGCACAGUACUGCGUCAGGUGGAUACUAAAACCGGCAAGCUGAAAAUUGGUACCUACACGGGCCCCUUACAGCAUGGCAUUGUCUACUCUGGGGGUUCAUCUGAUACAAUCUGUGAUCUGUUGGGAGCCAAGGGCAAAGACAUUUUAUAUAUUGGAGAUCACAUUUUUGGGGACAUUUUAAAAUCAAAGAAACGGCAAGGGUGGCGAACUUUCUUGGUGAUUCCUGAACUUGCACAGGAGCUGCAUGUCUGGACUGAUAAGAGUUCACUUUUUGAAGAGCUUCAGAGCUUGGAUAUUUUCUUGGCUGAACUCUACAAGCACCUUGACAGCAGCAGCAAUGAGCGCCCAGACAUUAGCUCUAUCCAGAGACGUAUUAAGAAAGUGACUCAUGACAUGGACAUGUGCUAUGGGAUGAUGGGAAGCCUCUUCCGCAGUGGCUCCCGGCAGACCCUCUUUGCCAGUCAGGUGAUGCGCUAUGCUGAUCUCUAUGCAGCAUCUUUCAUCAAUCUGCUGUAUUACCCCUUCAGCUACCUCUUCAGAGCUGCCCAUGUCUUGAUGCCUCAUGAGUCAACAGUGGAACACAUACAUGUAGAUAUCAAUGAGAUGGAAUCCCCCCUUGCAACCCGGAACCGCACAUCAGUGGAUUUUAAAGAUACCGACUAUAAGCGGCACCAGCUCACACGGUCGAUUAGUGAGAUUAAACCCCCCAACCUCUUCCCACUGGCCCCCCAGGAAAUUACACACUGCCAUGAUGAAGAUGAUGAUGAGGAAGAGGAAGAGGAAGAAUGAGGAGGAAAAUCAAAACUCUGAGCACCCAUUAAACAAGUUCUGGCAGGA